CUGCAACCUCUCAGGGAAGCUCCACCCCCUCUCUCUCCAGAAGCAGGCGCACACCUGUGGAUCUCUAACAGGUGAUUUACAGGGAGCACUCAGGAUCUCUCUGUGGCCAUCGUGAUCCAGUGAGGGAGCAGGCAUUUUAAGCCACUUGUCGUCCAGACCCUGUCGUGCUAAAGUCCACAGCAGAGGAGGCACUGGAGGUCGAUAACCCUGAGGUGGAUGGGCCCUGUGAAUGUUUUUGCCUGCUGAUGAUAAGGUCUGCUACGGGGGUGGCCAUUGUCCCUUUUUGUUUUUGUUUGGCUAUAUGAUUUCCCUCAGUUCAUCAGCCUGACGGACAGGGUGGUGGCUUUUGGGAGCCCCUUUCCCCUUCACUGCAUGUGUUGUGUUUGUUCUUUACUCGUGAGGUCAGAGGAGCUGGGUGAAAGGAUGCAGGAUGGGAAACUCGGCUGGCCGGGACGUUGUUCCUGUAACAUCACAGUGUGCUGAAACUCAGAGGGAAGCAGGACGCUCACCACUGACCGCUGAUCAUGGAAGUCUCAUCAUCACACCUCAGUUUACGGGUAUUGAUGCGAAAGGGGAUGCCAAUCUAACCGUCAAUGUCACCAACACAUACGUCCAACCUCCUGACAGGACAGACCAGACGAAUGCCGUUUCUCCCAAAACUGAAGGAAACAUCCAACGGUGCCAAGCUGAGCUAAAAUCUUAUCUUCAAAACAUAACAAAAAAUCUGUCUCAAGUCACAAAGGACGAUGGGUCAUCGACUCCUUUAAACAAGAUCUACACCGAGCUUUACAUCACAGAAGGAGGCAGCGGGGAGGUAAACAGUGAACACGAAGUGAUUGAGUUAGAAUGUAAAAGGUGUACGAGUGAGGAGAGGAAAAUCCACCUCAAUGACAUUUUUAAACCGUUAUCAAACGAAGAGAGUCCUCCACAGAGAGUUCUGACGAAGGGAAUCGCCGGCAUUGGAAAAACUGUGGCUGUGCAGAAAUUCAUUUAUGACUGGGCCGCAGGAGAAGCCAACCAAACUACUCCGUUCAUAUUUCCGUUCACAUUCAGAGACUUAAAUUUAAUAAAAGAUAACUCUCACAGUCUUGUAACGUUAAUAAAUUACUAUUUUGAAGAAGUGAAGGAUUUGGAAACAUCAGACUACAACAAUUCAAGUGUUUUGUUCAUCUUUGACGGGCUGGACGAAAGCAAAUUCCCUCUGGACUUUGAGAAAAACGAGAUGUGCCGCAGUCUCACAAAGGCCACAACAGUAGACGUCCUCCUGACCAACUUAAUCACAGGGAAACUGCUGCACAAAGCCUCGGUCUGGAUCACAAGCAGACCCGCCGCCGCCACCAGGAUUCCCUCCGAGUACAUCAACAGGGUGACGGAGGUACGAGGAUUUAACGACGAGCAGAAGGACGAGUACUUCCGGAAGAAAGUCAGCGACAAGGAUGUGGCUCAGAAGAUCUUAGAUCAUCUUCAUUCAAAGCCGUUGAGAAGUCUGUACAUCAUGUGCCACAUCCCUGUGUUCUGCUGGAUUUCAGCCACGGCUCUCCAGAGUCUCCUGACAGAAAACCGGCGAGGUGAGCUGCCCAAGACUGUGAGUGAAAUGUACACACACUUCCUGAUCAUCCAGACGAAGCUCAAAGAUUAUCAGGAUGGUAAAACGGACAAAGGUGUCAUCAUGAAGCUGGGAAAGCUGGCAUUUGAACAGCUACGGGAGGGCAACAUAAUCUUCUGUGAGAAUGACUUGAAGAGUUGUGAAAUUAGUCUGGAACAAGCUGCAGUUUAUUCUGGAGUUUGUACAGAGAUCAUAAGAAAAGAAUAUGGUCUUCACAAACAGGAGGUUUACUCGUUCAUACAUUUAAGUGUCCAGGAGUUCCUCGCCGCUCUGUAUGUUUUGGAGACCUUCAUAGAUCGCGGAGAAAAUCUGCUUCCCAGCCAGACAAGUGUGAAAGCAUCGGAGAGAGGAGAACUUCCUCUCAUCUUCCUCCACAAGAACGCCACGGAUAUGGCUUUGGUCAGCAGUUAUGGACAGUGGGACUUGUUCCUGCGCUUCCUGCUCGGCCUGUCAAAGGACACAAACCAGGAGCUUCUUCAGAAAGCAUUUAGAUUUAAAGGAAGACGUCCGCUGAGCAGCCACGAGACAAUCGCCUACAUUCACGAGAAGAUCAAGAAACUGUCUUACACCGACACGAGCAUCAAUCUGUUCCACUGUUUAAAUGAGUUGGGUGACCGUACCCUGGUGGAUCAAGUCCAGAAGUACCAGAGCUCUAGAGAUGUUAGUAAAAUCUCUCCUGCACAUUGGUCAGCUCUGGCAUUUGUGCUGCUUGUUUCCAAUGAAGCGCUGGACGUCUUUGACCUGAAGAAAUACUCUGGAUCAGAUGAGGUUCUGGAGAGGCUGCUGCCCGUGCUCAAAGCAUCUAAGACGGCCUUGCUGAGCGACUGCAGCCUCACUGACAGAUGUUGCAGGUAUAUUUCAUCUGUGCUCAGUUUGGAGUUGUCGGGUCUGGAGGACUUAGACCUGAGCCGAAAUAAACUGCAGGACUCUGGAAUAGCUCUGCUCUCUGAGGGUCUAAAAAGUCCCGCCUGCAAACUCCAGAGACUCUGUCUGAAAGAAUGUGGCAUUACAAAAAAGGGAUGCCAAUCUUUGGCCAGUGGUCUGGCUUCAAACCCGUCCCACCUGAGGGAGCUGGAUCUCAGCGAGAACAGAUUUCAUGAUGAAGGACUGGAGCUACUCUCAGAAGUUCUCAACAAAUGCUCUUUGGAAACCCUCAGGUUGUGUAAGUGCGGCAUCACAGGGAAACCUCUGGCUUCAGCUCUCAGCUUGAACCCAUCCCACCUGAAAAACCUGGACCUGAGCAGGAACAGUCUUGGAGCUCAGACAGUCUCUCAGCUCUGUGGCUUUCUGAAGCAUCCUGACUGCCAGCUGGAGAGAUUAUGGCUUUAUAGGACAGACUUAACAAAGGCGUGUGCUGCAGCUCUGGCCUCAGCUCUGGCUUCCAAACCCGCCCAGCUGAGGGAGUUGGAUCUGGGAGGGAACAUCCUGGAGGACGCCGGAGUGAUGGAGAUCGCUGCUCUGCUGAAGGAUCCAAACUGCAGAGUGGAAACACUGAGACUGGCGGGCUGUCGGUUCACAGAGAGCGUCUGUGCUGCGCUGGCUUCCAGUCUGAAGUCAAACCCCGCCCACCUGAGAGUUCUGGAUCUGGCGAGAAAUAAACUUCAAGACGCUGGUGUCGAACACCUUUCUGAGUUCUUGGCAGAGCCACUUUGUCAACUGGAGACACUAAACCUGAAAUGCUGCACGUUAACGGAAGCCUGCUGCCGGUCUUUGACCUUCGCCCUCAGCUGCUCCUUUGCUCUCAAAGAGCUCGACCUGAGCUACAACUCGCUGAAGGACCAGGGUGUGAAGCUGCUCUCUGAUUGGCUGCGGAAACCCCAGUGUGGACUGCAGAUACUGAGGUUGUCGGAGUGCACAGCGAGCAGCUGCGAGUGUCUUGCCUCGGCUCUGAGGUUGAACCCUUCGCACCUCAGAGAGCUGGAGCUGAGCAAGUCUCAUCCAGGAGACUCGGCUCUGCAGCUGCUGUCGGAUCUACAGAAGGACAAAGAUUACAGUCUGCAGACCCUGACGGUGACACCGAGACCUGUUCCUUCCAGCGACAUUCUCCAUCCUUCCACCAGAUGACCUCAGACUUUCACUUUCACCUGUUUCCACUUUCCCUCACCAGCCCUGCAGUUACAGUAUAUUUACUGCCCUUCGAUUGUUAUGGUUUUGGGUUUAGUGUUGGUAUUUGCUGUUUUCUUUUGGUAAGUCUUUGCUACCUGCCUCUCCUCUCCUUUCACUUCACUUCCUGCUCUUGUGUUUUCCCGCUGGUUUAAUUGGUUGCUCCUUCCUGAUUAAUUUCACCUGUGUCUCGUUACAGCGUCCUCUUGGGUUUUUAGUUUGUCUAGUUCCCUCACCCAGUUUGUCGAUGUCUUUGGACUUGUGUCCAGCCAUUUUCCCAGUGUUAGAUUGUCUGUGAAUCCCUUGGAUCCUGACUCUGCCGGACUCUGGAGUCUUGGUUGUACCUUUUUUUUGAAGUUGUUUCUUUGUUGGACUGCUUACCUGUUGGUUUUUUUUUUGUUGGUUUUUUUGUUUUGGCUACCUCAUCACCAGGUUGUAAAUCUUUGUUCAUGUUGAUUUGUUCAAUAAAUCCUUGAACUGAACCUGCUCUGCCCGAGUGUUCUGCGUUUGGGUCCAAAUACCUGGUUGUCUCUUGUCUGCUCCCCUUUGUUUCCUGAAUUCACCUGUGACCCUGACAAUUCCUUCUAACACGAAAGCCUGUCAAUCAACUCUUGACGAAACUUUCACACCUGACCUGUUUGGUCCCUUGACAACUGGACUUUUAGGGCUUUGGAGUUUUGUGAUUUCCUGUUUUAUUUUGAAACUAUCCUUCCUUGUGUGUCCUGCGUAGCGUUGCUUCCUGUCUUUAUGUUCCUUGGUUGAUUGUUUGCCCCACCCUAAUUCCACGCGUGUUUCAUUAAUCACCUCCCUCUUUGUGUAUUUAAGUCAGUGUUUUAUCAUUGUUAGUUGUCGUUGCAUUUCGUCAGCGUUCUAGUAUUCCAGACAGAUCUUUUGCUUCCUCGUAUUUGUCAAAUUACUUUUUUUAUUACUUUAUUUUGUUCGUUCUUGUGGAUGGAUUGCAUAUGCUAUGCUGUUCUGGAUUUGUUUGUGCUUUGUUUUAGACUUCCUGCCUCAUUCAUUGUAAGUUCACCCUUUAAGGUAUUAAAAGUUGCAACCUGCAUCUACUGUGCCCUGUAGAUUGCCCUGUAGGUGUUCCUCGUUUGGCUCCAAAUCCUCUGUUUUCCAGUGUCAGCGCUUGAGCUCGAUGUUAAACAGAAGCUUUACUCUGUGAAGAAAGUUAACUGUAAAUUAUCUUGGCAUUUAACAGUCGGACCAAAGCUUUAGAGGACGUCCACACACUGACACUACAGCUCCUUUACAGCUGAAAGAAAUCUAAAGCUGUUUGACCUUAGUGACAUAUUAGUCUUAAAAAUGGUUGUAUUUAAAAUAAACUAUUUCAUGAAUGGACAAUAUUUGAAACAUUUCAUUAGUGUAAUUAGAUAGUCAGAGGGUGUGAUCACAUAUUUAGGACACAACAGGAUAAAAGAUAAGAAUGCUGCUUCUGCAGUGUAAAGUCAGAGACGUUGAGUGAAAAAGAAUGAAUCGCCUUUAUUUAAUAAAAUAAUCCUUUUAUUUCUUCAUGCUCAAUAAAACCCUGAGUCAUCUCUUUCACAGAAAGAUUGAGAAGCUCGUUCUCGUCUUUAGGUACACAACAAUCCCACUUCCUCGCUCCAUACCUGAUCAACAUAGCAGGUUGACAUCAGGGCCGAUAAAGAGCAUCUCUCGUUUUUGUAGAACAAAAUGAACAACAAAAUGAAAAACUCUUGUAAACAGACACAAAGCAUGAUGGAGGUGACCUGAAGUGUGUGAUCUUUUUGCUUCAAACCUGAGUGGUGAUCACAAACUAACUUGAACCUGACGGCAAUCAGAAACCAGGAUUACUGUAACUUCUUCUGUUCAGCCCAAUAAAUUUACUUCUGUCCA
Molecule: messenger RNA, 5572 nt
Organism: Micropterus dolomieu (smallmouth bass)
Lineage: Eukaryota; Metazoa; Chordata; Actinopteri; Centrarchiformes; Centrarchidae
Product: NACHT, LRR and PYD domains-containing protein 12-like
Exons: 14
Coding region: 431-3670 (1079 amino acids)
Molecular function (GO): protein binding
Source: RefSeq, a predicted model, not a curated record